AUGGUUCUAGAACUCCACCCAAUGGUCGAAACCGACUUCGACGACUUCGCACGGAUUUCCCGUAGCUCCUUUCAAGGCGGCAUCGCGGACCUCCUCACUCUUGGCGACUUGACGCCAGAGGUCCUGGCAAGCACGCGGGAUCGUCAUUUGGGUCAUUUCAGAGAUGAUCCGCAUAGUCGCUAUGUGAAAGUUGUCGACAGCGAUACGAAAGCCAUUGUUGCGGUAGCAUAUUGGGAAAUCCGCCAAGAAGAGCGGCCGAUGGAGCAAUUUCUGGAGGAUACGGGGCCUGUACCGAUACCUCCUACUGCCCAUCCAGAAGCUUGGGAAGAAUUCUUCGGCUACUUGACUCACGCGAGGCGGAAUGUCAUGGGUAAUGGUCCGAUCGCUUUCCUACAUCUCCUUACUACGCAUCCAGAUUAUCAGAGGCGGGGUGCAGGGGCCAUCAUUAUGAAAUGGGGUUGCGAGCAAGCCGAUAAAUACCGUGUUCGAGCCUUUCUAGAGGCCUCACAGAAGGGGAAAGGGUUGUAUGAAAAAUUUGGCUUCAAGGAAGUUGAGAGGAAAGUUUUUGAUCUAAGCAAAUGGGGUGGAGACUCUGUGGACAUCAUGACUUUAAUGUUCCGAGAUGCGGAGCCGGUGCCUUCGUAG
This is a messenger RNA of Eremomyces bilateralis CBS 781.70, 645 nucleotides long. RefSeq names its product acyl-CoA N-acyltransferase. Gene Ontology annotation, molecular function: acyltransferase activity, transferring groups other than amino-acyl groups. The record is from RefSeq and is a predicted model, not a curated record. The transcript has 2 exons. Bases 1 to 645 code for a protein of 214 amino acids. Lineage: Eukaryota; Fungi; Ascomycota; Dothideomycetes; Eremomycetales; Eremomycetaceae.